ACACCCACACAAACUCAAUUUAAGGAUAAUUUGGUCAAUUUGAGCUGCUCAAAACCUGACAGGGGGUAUAGCUUGGAAUGAUAGGGUUAAAUUAGAACUUUUCAAAACAAAAACUAAGUCCAAUAGUUAAACAUGUAUGUAGCAUCAUCAGUAGAUAGAUAAACCAAACAGUGACACCAACAAAACAACCAAUAGAAACCUUUGUGUUCAUCUUCUUCCUCCAACACAAGAUUCCACUUCUUCAAUUUUACCGGUAAUUUCAAUUUUCUGAGAAAUUCUUAUCCUUUACAUUUUAAAGAUUAAUUUUUUUUUUGGAAUUUUUUGAGGUAAUUCAGUUUAUAGAACACUAGAAGAUUUUAUGGAUAUAGAGAUUUGAUUUUGGAAUAAUCAUGGCUUGUUUUUCUUUACCUUGUUGUACUGGGUCAUUUUUUACCCCAAAUAGGUUACAAAUUAGACAUUUUAGGGUUUAUAGAGGUUUAUGCACUAGCACUAGUUCAUUUGUUUUACCUUCAAUCAAGUUUAAUAGUUCUCAUAAUGAGUUUGUAUGGAACAAGAAAUUUGAGUAUUUUGGUAGAAAAUGUCGAAUUCCUUCGUCGAGGUUUAGUUAUUUUUGUUGUAAUUGCAAGUCUCAACAACAUGGUGUUGAGAAUAAAAUUGAGCCACUUGUUAGUAGAAGUAGGAGAGAUAGAAAGAGUGAUUAUGGUAAAGGAGAAAGUAAGAAUAGGUUGAAGAAGAGAUUUUCGUUGAGGUUGCGGCCGAGGUUACGAUUAUUGGUUAUGAGAAUGAAAAGGGCUUCUGUUGAAUCUGUUUUGAAUGAGGUGGGAAUGUUUGUUAGGAAGAAUAUUAGGACGGUGGCUUUUUCUACCUCGUUUUCGAUUGUGUUCACUCUUUGUUUCAUGUUUUUGAAAUUUACUUCACUCCCCCCUGCAAAAAUUGUUCCGUAUUCGGACUUGAUUGCAAAUAUUCAAGAUGGGUUGGUUGCAAAAGUUUUAGUUGAAGAGGGGUCUCGGCGUAUAUAUUACAAUACGAAGGACGAGGUUGUUGAAGAUGAUAAGGUUUCUGGUGAAGAAUCGCAACAAGUAGUAGAUGUUUCAAUGGAUAAGGAUAUAAGUGUGGUGGGGAGUGAGGUUGCUUCAAGAUCGGGCCAAAUUCCUGUGUUGAAUAAAUUGAAGAAACUUUCUAAGAAACGAGCAUUGAUUCCUGAAUGGCAGUAUUCCACGAGAAAGAUAGAUCAUGACGAAAAAUUCCUUUAUAGUUUGAUGAGAGAAAAGGGGGUUACGUUUAGCUCCGCACCUCAAUCUGCGUUAAUGUCUUUGAGGAGCAUUUUGAUAACUGUGAUCACACUGUGGAUACCUUUGAUUCCGUUGAUGUGGCUUCUAUAUCGUCAACUUUCUGCAGCUAAUAGUCCAGCAAAGAAGCGGAAACCGAAUAGUGAAACAGUUGGAUUUGAAGAUGUCCAAGGUGUUGAUUCUGCAAAAGUAGAACUCAUGGAGAUAGUUUCUUGUCUGCAAGGGGAUAUAAAUUACCAAAAGGUAGGUGCAAAGUUACCUAGAGGAGUGUUGCUAGUCGGUCCUCCAGGAACUGGAAAGACAUUACUGGCCCGUGCAGUAGCAGGGGAAGCAGGCGUGCCCUUUUUCACAGUAUCUGCCAGCGAGUUUGUAGAAAUGUUUGUCGGAAGAGGGGCUGCUAGAAUCAGAGACCUGUUUAGUACAGCAAGGAAAUUUGCACCAUCCAUCAUAUUCAUUGAUGAACUUGAUGCAGUUGGUGGCAAGCGUGGAAGAAGCUUCAAUGAUGAACGCGAUCAAACGCUAAACCAGUUGCUGACAGAAAUGGAUGGAUUUGAAUCAGAGAUGAGAGUGGUUGUUAUUGCAGCAACUAAUCGACCAGAAGCCUUGGAUGAAGCCCUAUGUCGUCCGGGUCGUUUCUCAAGGAAAGUAUUUGUAGGGGAACCUGAUGAAGAAGGAAGGAGAAAGAUAUUAGCUGUCCAUCUAAAAGGAGUUCCUUUAGAGGAAGAUGUUAACAUCAUAUGUCAGUUAAUUGCUACUCUUACCGAUGGUCUUGUAGGUGCUGAUUUGGCAAACAUUGUCAAUGAAUCCGCAUUGCUUGCCGCUCGUAGAGGUAGUGAAACUGUGGCAAGGGAAGAUAUAAUGGAAGCUAUCGAAAGAGCGAAGUUUGGAAUCAAUGAUAAGCGACUAAGGUCUAGUAAAAUAAGCAAAGAACUUGGUAAGCUAUUCCCUUGGAUGCCAUCAUUGAUGGGAAGAAGUGACAAGAGACUAGAUGAUAUACAAGGACCACUAGGUUAUCAGUCAUUGAGUCCAUGAAUAGGUUUGCCUGUUAAACUUACUUGUACAAUUUUUUCCCUUUCAUUGUUCACACUUAUUUUCUUGUACACCAAGAAAACAUUGUCCACAAAAUAAUUUGUACCUAUAAAAUGAAUGAGUUUUGAUUUUGAUCUUUGUAAAAUAUUUUAUUUAGUCUUCA
This is a messenger RNA of Trifolium pratense (red clover), 2481 nucleotides long. RefSeq names its product probable inactive ATP-dependent zinc metalloprotease FTSHI 3, chloroplastic. Gene Ontology annotation, biological process: proteolysis. The record is from RefSeq and is a predicted model, not a curated record. The transcript has 4 exons. NCBI's taxonomy places the organism in Eukaryota, Viridiplantae, Streptophyta, Magnoliopsida, Fabales, Fabaceae. Gene Ontology annotation, molecular function: ATP hydrolysis activity; ATP-dependent peptidase activity; metalloendopeptidase activity. The coding region runs from base 390 to 2321 and encodes 643 amino acids. Gene Ontology annotation, cellular component: membrane; chloroplast thylakoid.